Messenger RNA from Fonsecaea erecta, 1722 nucleotides. RefSeq lists its product as hypothetical. Bases 1 to 1722 code for a protein of 573 amino acids. The record is from RefSeq and is a predicted model, not a curated record. Gene Ontology annotation, biological process: carbohydrate transport; transmembrane transport. The transcript has 5 exons. Gene Ontology annotation, molecular function: carbohydrate:proton symporter activity. NCBI's taxonomy places the organism in Eukaryota, Fungi, Ascomycota, Eurotiomycetes, Chaetothyriales, Herpotrichiellaceae. Gene Ontology annotation, cellular component: membrane.
AUGAGGUUCACCCCAAUAGUGGCCGAUACUGAUAUGGAUACCAAGGCAUACGACAUCACCCACUCUGAGGACGUUGCCGGGAGAGGGCAGCAGCAGCACGAAUAUGGCGACGUUCAAGGCACGGCGCGCAUACACGCCUCACGCAUGGAGGAGGCACUCCUGCAAGAGAAACCCAGACCACUACGCAAGAGCUUCUUGAAACUGUAUGCUUGUAUCUUUAUCGCAUAUCUGUGCUCGGCGACCAAUGGCUUUGACGCGAACACUUUUGGUGGGCUGUCUGCGAUGCCGCCCUUCAUCGACUUCUUCGGCAUCAACUCCAACAACCAGGGCCUGAUCGCGGCGCUGUAUGUCAUCGGCAAUGUGGCCGGCUCCUUCUUCGCCGGUCCCUGCUCCGACAAGUACGGCCGGCGAGUGGGCAUGGCCAUCGGCUCGACGGUCUGCAUCGUUGGCACCAUUCUCCAAGCCGCAGCCCAGAACCUUGCCACCCUAGAGGGGGGCCGGUUCAUCUUGGGCAUGGGCGCCGUUCUCGUGCAGACGGCCGGGCCCAGCUAUGUCGUGGAAAUGGCGUACCCGAAGUACCGUGGGCAGCUCACGGGGGGUUUUCAGGCUUGCUUCUUCUUGGGCACAAUCAUCUCCACAUGGCUGGAGUACGGCUUGUACUAUAUCAACACCAACUCGUCGUUUAUCUGGCGGCUCCCGCUGGCUGUGCAGGGACUGCCGUCCAUUAUCAUCCUCUGCUGUGUCUGGUUUAUCCCGGAGACGCCUCGAUGGCUACUCGCCCAUGACCGCAUUGAAGAAGCGAAAGCCGUGCUGGUCAAGUACCACGGUGACGGUGACCCAGGCUCGGUGGUGGUGCGAGUUGAGCUGGAGGAGAUGAUGGAGGUGAUCCGCAUAGACGGCGCGGACAAGCGGUUCUGGGACUUCCGCGAGCUCUUCAACACGCGGGCCGCGCGAUAUCGCACCUUCCUGGUCACCUGCAUCGCCUGGUUCGGCCAGCUCGACCUCCCGCCCACGAGCUACUAUUUCCCGCUCAUGGCCAAGACGGCCGGCAUCACCAGCGUGCACACCCAGCUGCUCCUGAACGCGCUGCAGACCCCGAUCAUGAUGGUUGCGGCCCUCUGUGGGUUGCGCUUCGUCGAGAAGCUGGGCCGUCGCAAGGUCCUGAUGGUUUCGAGCGCGGGCAUGUCGGCGUCGGUGGCCAUCAUCACCGCGUGCACCGCCAACCAGGCAGGGAAACCUGCAGUGGGAGCCACGGGAGUUGCUUUCCUCUACGUUUUUCUCGUCGUUUUUGCCUUUGCAUGGAAUGGGGGGUUUCCUCUCGCUAACGACCACGGUUUUACCUUGUAUAGACCCCCAUGCAGUCUCUCUACCCAGCAGAAGUCCUCACAUUCACCGCCAGAGCCAAAGGCAAGUCUCUUGUGUUUCCUCUUUUCAUACACACGCAUGGCAUACCUGAACUUCAUGGUCAACUGCGUCAACGUGCUCAACACGUACGUGCCGCCGGUGGCGAUCGCGAAUUCGGGCUGGCGCUUCUACAUCCUGUACGUGGUGUGGGACGCCUUCGGCGUCGUCGUCAUCUACUUCUUCUUCGUCGAGACCCGGGGCCGCAGCCUGGAAGAGCUCGACGAGCUGUUCGAGGCACAGAACCCCAAGCAGGCCAGUUUGGCGUACAAGCACGUCGUCAUCCGGAGUGACGGGACCAUCAAGGACGCGCCGGAAUGA